UAUUUGUUCGUGGCAGAUUAUUUCCAUUAAUAUAUUACUCACCACUAAUUACGUCAUAUAACACAGGUACUACAAUAAUAGAACAACCUAUAUUGGAGGCCUAUCUGAGGAGAGCUAUUAUUUUCUGGUGCUCAUCGGGUACUUAUCAUACUUUAAGAUGGCGCCGAAACAGUGGUUAUUUAAGGUUGCCUUGGUGAUUUUAUGUUUAAAUCUAUUUCUACAGGAUGUGACGUCCCAACUCAACCCUCAGUUUGAAAGUUUGAUGAGAAAACAGAAAAGGAAAUCCGUAGCAGCACAUUCCUUUGUGGAUCAUAGCAAGGAAUUCUUCUCCCAUAAAGGCAUUGAUUUGGACUAUGUUCAAUCUCUCACCAAAGACAACCAAAGGUUUUCACAGUUUGUGCAGACCCACCUUUCCAAAGCCACUGAAGAUGCGAAGCAGAUUGAAAUAGGAGGUAAACUCUGGUAUGGUCUUGAUGAUGAUAGGCUUCUAUCUGAGAUCUGCUUCCAAGAUACCAUGCAGUACUUUUCUGAUCUUGGAAACGGAGUUCUUUACGCAUCACGAAUGUGGGCGUCUCGUGGUAGCAUCAUACCAUCAGAUAUUCAAAAGGCUUUAUAUACACUGAACGUCAAGGACUACGGCGAUCUUUGGUUAUGUACAUCGAACACAGCAAACAAGACAUCGGGUGUACCUUCAUUUGACGCACAGUACUGUGGUGCUUAUAUACUUCUACCAUUCGGAGCACUAAUCUGGGGUACAUGUUCCCCUAAUACUUGCACUACGAAAGAGAUCCAAGCAGUAUCCGACACCAUAUGGACUGCCCUUGGAGUAGAUGAACCGUUCGUUGGUUAUGAAUGUAACGAACCCGAGGAAUGGAGGACAGCCGAUAUUGCAUUCCUUGCUUUGAUGUGUUUCUUUGUGGCAAUGGUGCUGGUGGGCACCUUCUACGAAAUCUACCUUCACAAGAUGGUCCUAAACAAGGUCUUGAAGCAAACAACAACCAAACAGAAAGCAGGUGAUCUUACUUCUGAUAAGCACAAAAUAGAGGAAACAUCCAUUGAUGACCCGGAUAUAGUCGAAGUUGGUACCGAGGCGAGGGUCAAGGAGAAUGGCGCUCACCUAAACGGUGGAUUCGAAAAGGGAGAAGGGAUUCUACAGAAUGGUAAAGAGCAUCACAUUCAGAUGACAGAGGAUAAUAUCGAGAAAGAACACAAGCCGAAGAUCGAUCUCAAAUGGGCAAUCCUUGACGGUGUCCUGAUGUCCUUCUCACUCGUCACCAACUGCACCAAGCUCCUGAGUGCUAAGAAAUCUAAAGAAAACUUAGCUGCUCUCAAUGGUCUGAGGGUCAUCAGUAUGUUCUGGGUCAUUCUUGGACAUUCCUUCUCGUUCUACCUUGGUCGACUUGAUAAUUUUAGUGAGUUGUUUGAGGAAAUGCAAUCAUUCGGGUACCUGGCUAUUGUCAACUCUACGUAUUCAGUUGAUACAUUCUUCGUUCUCAGUGGAUUCCUCACAGCAUAUCUUACCCUGAAACAGCUGGACAGCAAAAGACUUGGCAGUGCAUUCAGUUGGUUUGUCUUCUACUUCCACCGUUGGUGGCGUCUUACACCAGUUUACAUGGCCACCAUAGGCAUCUGGGCCUUGCUGAAGCCGCACUUUGCCCAGGGUGUACUGACCGAUUAUGGGCACGAGGUGACACGGGAUUACUGCGGAAGAACCUGGUGGGCUCAUAUGCUGUAUAUCAAUAAUCUUUAUCCCUGGCCUAAUGAUCUUGAGCAAACCUGUAUGGGUCAUGCAUGGUACCUAGCAAAUGAUAUGCAGUUCUACAUCAUUAGUCCUCUUAUUCUAAUCAUCCUAUACAGGAAUUGUAAAGCAGGAAUGGCCCUGAUUGGUUCCAUCAUGCUAAUUUCGCUGGGAUCGUUGGCUGGUCUUAACUAUUAUUAUGGAAUUAACAUGGAUCCCUGGUAUCAACAACCACCAUACAACGAUCGUUUGGCAGACUACCCCGAACAGGACGUUACAUAUGCCAAACCUUAUACAAGAAUUCCACCUUACCUCGUUGGCAUGGUGAUGGGAUAUAUCAUCUUUAAACUCAAAGGAAAGCAACUUAAACUUAAAAAGAUAUACGUCUUCACUGGCUGGUUGAUUGCUCUUGGCACUCUCUUUGCUGUGGUGUACGGUGCUUAUGGUUGCCUAAAUCGCUACAUAGAACAGUGGGAGUCAAUGAUCUAUUUGACUGUCGGUCGAUUAGCGUGGGGUAUCGGCAUUGCUUGGAUCAUCUUCGCUUGUCUUAAUGGAUACGGAGGUCCUAUUGGAGUGCUUCUUGAUUGGUCAUUCUGGAUCCCAAUGGCUCGUCUAACAUACUGUGCCUAUCUAAUCCAUCCUAUCUUACAAUACAGUGCUAUUACUUACAACAAGACUCUCUUCCAUAUGGACUACUUGUCACUCAGCUUCUUUUUUGGUGGUUGUCUUCUAUUCUCCUACGCGGCAGCCUUGAUUAUGUCUUUAGUCUUGGAAAGCCCACCAAUGGGACUGGAGAAAGUCAUGUUUGGAAAAUUCAAGACAAAAUAGGAAACAUCUAACUAGCAGCACCCCUAGACGAAGAAGAUAGCUCCUUAGCACGAGAGGGUUCAAUUUUGACCCGUAUACCUGCAUGAGACAUUCUACAAAAUUCAUAAAAAACUUUACAAGAAAAAGUAAAAGAUUUUCAAGCGAUCAGGAGCCUUCAUGGAAUUCGCCUUUGAACUUGUUGCGUUUGAUAGUAAAGUUUUCUGAUAUAUAAUGUAUAUGAUCCCAGCAUUAUUUCAGUCCGGCUUCAUACGUAAGGAUUAGAAAUUAAUAUUUCGUAAUUGAGUCUUGUUUAGUGCUAAAAAAGGCUCGAAUUUGACUUUGGCCAAAGUUCAUCUUAAAAAUUUUCUGUCGUAUUGGUUCUUUUAAUAGUAGAACAAUAUUACUUCUAGCACUUUGUCUAAUUGAAAACGCAAAUUUUCCACAAUUUGUUUUCCAUAUUUUCUAAAUCAGAAUAGAGAUAUUUCUAGAGCAUAACUUAGCCUUUCUAAUAAUUUAUCAUUGAUUCAAAUUAUUUAUCGGGAACAAAAAUAUAUUACGUGGUAUGAUAAGCUUCGCUUGGGUCUUAAAAGAUUAUUAUAGGCCGUUGAACAAAAAUUAAUGAUGAACGAGCACCUCAACACUAAUAUACAACAUUAUUAUAGACUUCGGAUUAAGAUUUAACCAUAAAAAUAUCUUUGUAUGGUAUGUGUUUCCUUUUUUAUUUAUAUUUAUAAUUUUGGUAGAUAUUGGUAGUUUAACCGACGUUAAUAUGAAAUUACAUCAUAAACAUAAAAAUGGUUUCUCUUUAGUAAGUUAGACCUUUAUUGCCAAAAAUAUUCAAAUUUUGAAAUAAAAUAGUAGCACAGGCAGGGCUUUCUUUACAUUAUAAAAAAAGACACAGUGAAAAAAACUAAUAGUGCUGGCUAAUACAGGCAAUUUAAUGCAACGAAACCCUAAAAUUGUCCUAGAAUUAUCUCAAGGCCUGGUCCCACUGGCCGACGGACACAAAACAUACUCAUAACGUAUACUGCGGACAAGCAAAAUUUUGGGAUGACUCCAUCUAUUAUCGAUGAUCUAUCAUAACUUAAUCACAAAUACAAUAGACAAAAUGACCUACCAUUGUUAAAAGCUUAGAAUCUCCUCUUUUA
Lytechinus variegatus (green sea urchin) is the source of this 3693-nucleotide messenger RNA. RefSeq names its product nose resistant to fluoxetine protein 6-like. Gene Ontology annotation, molecular function: acyltransferase activity, transferring groups other than amino-acyl groups. NCBI's taxonomy places the organism in Eukaryota, Metazoa, Echinodermata, Echinoidea, Temnopleuroida, Toxopneustidae. Bases 158 to 2566 code for a protein of 802 amino acids. The transcript is spliced from 16 exons. The record is from RefSeq and is a predicted model, not a curated record.